UGUCACUGGUGUGAUAUGUUCAACUGCCCUCUUGUUGUUUCUAUUUCGAGCCCAUGUCUGAUAAGCAACACGGAAUGGCUGUAGUAGGUGCCUUUGUCAUUCAGCCAUUCAUGACCAUCACAGGUAACACUAAGUUGUACUGACAGCAACAAAAAACCCAUUCCUAGAGACUCAACAUGUGAAGAAGGACAGUAUGCCAUUAGAAUCCUGUAAAUGGUCAGUUGUCCCGUCGCCAUUUUAUUGUAGCUUCCCUCCAAAACUCCCGCCACUCUCCAUGAAACUGUUACCAUGGAGACAUCCUGCUUCUUCUCUGGUCCCAGUCCCAGUCCCAGUUUUUUUUUUUUUUCAGUCAGAGUGAAGUUACCGAGAAACUUAUAGUUUUAAAAAAUAUCUAUUUCAACGACGUUAUCACUCGCGGUCGGAUUAGCUAACAUGCAGUAUCCAACCUGAAUGUUACUGUUACAGCGGUACCGUUGCUGCUGCAGUUAAGCUAACUCUACGUUAGCUUAGUUAUGUUAUUAGCCGUUAGCUCUGGGUGAGUGGAGACGCAGUCCAGAGUCUCUCUGCUCCAGCGGUCUCCCGGACAAAACAGGAUGAUAUACACCGGACUUAGAACAACAGCACAGUCUCUCUUCAUGUUCCUGUCGCUACUGGCUAGGAGCUACACCUGGACCCGAACGUCACUUGUCACCAUGAGACCAACGACGAGGCUCUUCUCAAGAGCAACACAUGAUUUGGACAGAGAGGACUGACAGGCUUGCCUAGCACCUGGCCUCUGAUCAGCCAUCUCCACCAGCAAACUGAAGCUUGACCCGCACUUCAUCACCAGCCACACAAGCAUCUUCGGAAUAAAACGUCAUCUAACUGUGACAUCAGUUGCAAGGGGAUGACCGAGCGCAUUCAUAACAUCAAUCUCCACAACUUCAGCAAUUCUGUACUUGAGACCCUCAAUGAGCAGCGCAACCGUGGGCACUUCUGUGACGUGACUGUUCGGAUCCAUGGAAGUAUGCUGCGAGCUCACCGGUGCGUGCUGGCUGCUGGAAGCCCAUUCUUUCAGGACAAGCUGCUCUUGGGCUACAGCGACAUUGAGAUCCCUUCUGUGGUCUCAGUGCAAUCCAUCCAAAAGCUGAUUGACUUUAUGUACAGUGGGAUUCUGCGGGUAUCUCAGUCAGAGGCCCUGCAGAUCCUUACUGCUGCCAGCAUCCUACAGAUCAAGACCGUCAUUGAUGAGUGCACCCGCAUCGUGUCCCAGAAUGUGGGCCUGGCCGGGCCGGGGGGAUUCCCUGUUAUACCAGGAGACUCUGGUCAGGAAACACCCCGUGGCACACCAGAGUCUGGCACCUCUGGGCCCAGCAGUGACGCAGAGUCAGGUUAUAUGCAAGCAACAUCACAGCAAAGCAUGGAUCGUGCAUACACAUCACUGUACUCCUACCCUGGCCUCUCUCUGCAAAACGGCACCCGCGAGCGCGGCCCCCUGUACAUUAACCCUCUGACGUCAAAUUACGAUCCGACUCUUGGCAUUCAGAAGGAAAACCAGUCUCAAGAUCCGCCCUGGAUGAACCGCAUCCAGGAGAGGUCGCAGCAGGUCGAUCGCUUCAUCUCCACAGCAGAGUCCACCCACUGCCGCAAGCAACCCCGACCGUCACGCAUACACACAGGAGGGAUGCACAUAAAGCAGGAGGCCGAAGACGAGUUCAGCUGCUACGACAAUUUGGUGGACUGCCAAGACGACACCGACCAUACUGAGGGUGUAGAGAGUGAAUCCAAGGUUGAAAGUUUUGACUCAGGGGUGAGCUCCUCCAUCAGUACUGAGCCAGAUGCUAUGGAGCAGCAGCCGUACCUGGGCUUCGGACGAGACGUGGGCGGGGACGGGCAGCAAGGCGAAGGAGGUCCAGUGCAUAUAGAGGUCAAUGACUCGUCCCCGGAGCAAGUGCAAGAUCCAGAGGAUGGGGACACAUCCCACAGCACUAGUGACAGUAGCAUGAUGCAGCCCCUGCCAAACUCAGUCAUGUCCCAGUCCCUGCCAAGUGCCCCGCACUACAUGCGCCAGGCAGAAUCACACACCAGCAAUUUGAGGAUGCCGAUGACCAGCAAUUCCCAAGUGAUAGGCACUGCUGGAAGCACCUUCCUGCCCACACUCUUUCCUACACAGCCGGCAAGAGACAACAAGCCUUUAUUUUACCUUCCUGGCCAGCAGCAGCCCCAGUUUGUGGCAGUGCCGCCCCCUGCAAUGCCAUCAUUCCCGAACCCCAUGUCGGUACAGCAAGCGCCAGCUCAGCAGCAACAGGCUGGAGGAGGAGUUGGUCCAGGGGAAAAGAAGCCCUAUGAAUGCACUCUCUGCAGUAAAACCUUUACUGCUAAACAGAACUACGUCAAACACAUGUUUGUCCAUACUGGUGAGAAGCCUCAUCAGUGCAGCAUCUGCUGGCGCUCGUUCUCCCUGAAGGAUUACUUAAUCAAACACAUGGUGACACACACAGGGGUGCGGGCCUACCAGUGCAGCAUCUGCAACAAGCGCUUCACCCAGAAGAGCUCUCUCAAUGUCCACAUGCGGCUGCACCGUGGAGAGAAGUCCUAUGAGUGCUACAUCUGCAAGAAGAAGUUCUCACACAAGACCCUGCUGGAGAGGCACAUGGCCCUGCACAGCACAGGCAGCGCCAUCACAGGCCUGUCGGGGAGUGCAGUUACCCCCGGCCCGGUCUCCAUCCCCAUCCCGAUGGCUGUCCCCGAGCCUGGUGCUGGAGUGGUGGCCCUCGCCAUGCCAGUGAGUGGAGGUGCUGGAGUAGGGGCUGGGGUUGGAACAGGAGUGGGUGUAGCCGCAGAAGCGAGCUGCCAAGAAGGGACCACCUACGUGUGCUCCGUCUGCCCUGCCAAGUUCGACCAAAUGGAGCACUUCAAUGACCACAUGCGAAUGCAUGUCUCCGAUGGAUAAGUACUAAUAGAUAAACUUCUUUCAAAAAGAAUGACAAAUAAAAUGGCACUAGAUUUUCCUUUUCUUGUUUUGAGGUAUGAAGAGUAAUGAGUAUAGACACUGGCACAUUAAGUUUCCCAAAAAAAAAAGAUUUUUUUUGUUUUUCUGUUAUUCUAAAAGAAAAAAAAGAUGGUGGCCUUAAGGCUUAGUAGUUUGAUAUUGAUCUACUGGAUGGAUCCUAACUACAGGCCUCUAAAUGUAUGCUUUCCUAAAAUACUGAUUUAUGUGUUGAACACUACCGAAAGGCCUACGAAAGAAACACAUACACACAAACACACCUUUAGUGUAGAUACGUCUGGAUGAAUAUACACGUGCAUAUAUGUUCGAGCGUUAGUGUAUUUGCAUGUGUCUGUCUGUUUGUCUGCGUGUGUGCGUGCUUGCGUGUGUGUGUGUGUGUGUGUGUGUGUGUGUGUGUACAAUGCCAUGAACCAUAGAUCAUGGCAGUUGUGAACCCAUACUGACCAGUUUGGAAACUAUAGAUGUCCAAGCUUACUGUGGUAUAAUUUACAACAACAAUAACAAAAAAAUCAUCUGGGGUUGGGCUACAGAUUCCCUCUAAAAAAUACUGAUGGUCACAAGAUUGCCUUCUUCUGUAAAAUAAAAAAAGGAGAGUAGUUAAUUUGACAGUGGGUUUUAUUUAUUCCUAUGGUAUUAAGGGAUUAUAAUGCAGCUGUUGUCAAGGUACCAAUUUCAACCAUUUUAUUGAAAUGUAACUUCCUGUCAGUGGUGACGGGGCAAAUAUUUCUCAUUAUUAUGUUUUGUAAUUGUUGUCCAUGCAUUCUGAUGGUUACGUUUUUACUAAAUUAAGGGGUGUGUUGACGAGACAGUAUUUGAGCAAAAAUAUGUUUCUUUUUUUCUGAAGUUUGGAGUUUAACUCAUUUGCAUACACUGCCACUAAUAUCUUUAAAGACUGUUAAGGCUAGUAGACCUCUUCCAUUUCAGAACACAAGAAAAAAAGAAAGAUUCUUUUGCUGAUGGUUUGUUUUUAGCCUUUGACAUUCACAGUUCUGGCAGGCUGGCAUAUGCGACUAAACUCUCUCCUUCAUAAUUGCUGCUCCUCAACUUGCACCUGACUGUUAUGGGAUGUAGAUUAAAAACAAGGAUUUGUCACUUUAACAAUUGUUUUUAUUGAGCAGUCUACAUGGUUUUAAUUUGAUGAUCCAAUUUUAAUAUUUGGGGUGGGGGUGAGGGUCUAGGCUAGUUGUUGAUUGGAACAGUGUUAAAGAGGGAGGGAUUUAAUUUGAUCAAAUGGGAAAUAAAUGCCAUCCUCAUCCUAGAACCCUUGUAUAACCACUUCAAACUAUUGCAAAGCUAUUUCAGCAAGUGAGAGCUAAAUGCAUUACUCUGUAUGUUUUGGCUCUCCCUGAAGGUUCAAAUGGCAUGCAAACAUUUUGGAAGAAAAAUACAGUGUCAAAGCAAAACAAGUAGCUCCAUUGAAAUCACUCUGUUUGGUGAUAUACCACAAGUUGCAGAUGGACGUUCUAGACAAUAGUAUACAUUCCUGAUUUUUCUAAAAAAAAACAAAAAAAAAACCUAGACACAGCAUGUACAGAAUCGAUUUGGAAGCUAGUGUGCGCAAGUUGUCAUCCAUGCAUCACAUCACUUAAGGCUCAUUUCUGAUAUUUGAAUUGUUUUGUAAUUGCUUUUUACUCGAAAAUAGGACACACACACACACACACACACACACACACACACACACACACACACACACACACACACAUGCAACUGCCUGCAACUGCAAUCCGAAGGAUUUGCUCAUUUGUGUGAGCAAACACUUUUCGUAGUUGUAUUGUUAAAAGAAUAACUGCGUGCAGCGGUCUUACAUGGACCCCGCUGUAGAUUCAAAAAAAAAAAAACAAAGUGCUACUUUGCACAUUUUCUUAAAAAUGCCUGUGCUUAAUAUUUAAUCAUUUUCCUUAAAUGAACUUCUAUGAUUUCUCUUUUAUUCAAUUUCAAAGGAAAAAAAAACAUUUUUUUAAAUCUUGAUAAGUGGACUGCAUUAUUUUCUUGCAUAUAUGUUGCACUGCUUAAACCAAUAAGUGCACUACUGUUAACAGAGAUAUUAUAGUUUUAGAAAAGAGGAUUUUUUUUUUUAAAUCUAACAUUUGGUUGUAGAGUUCACAUGUAAUAGAAUAGCUUUGUUUCAAUUUAUUCAUUAGGUAAUUCAGCGGUUCUUGGCUUUUGUUAUUGCUUGCAGUUACCUACAGUAUAUACUCGUGCCGUGUUAAUGCAAGCAUUUAUUUUUAUUUAAAUAUGUACCAUUACGUGUGCUCAUCUACGUUUUUAACCUUUGAAUUCAUUCUUUUAAGGAGUCAGCUCCCUAUAACAGUUAUUCAAACACAUUUCUUUAUAAACAGACAGAAUUUUUCCUGCAAGAACAUCCAAGCCAAACAACAUUAACAGUGAAACAACAUUGAAACAGUAAUAAUAAACGCAACUCCCGUCCAAUUUCGUUGGCGGAGCUAAUAAUAAUAACUAUUAUUAUAUUAUGAAUAAUAAUAAUAAUACAUUUAUAAUGUGUGUGUGUGUAACAUAAAUGAUAUGUGUGUCCUAGAACAACUUUCUGUGGGUUUAAAGGUGUUGGGAGGUGAUGGAAUGCAGCUUCUUUGAUAUCUGUCUGUCAGUUGUACACAGUUGUGUCCCUUCCUUAGUGUUCGUAUGUCUGUGAGUGUCUGUGUGUGGUUAUAGCCUAAUCAAACUGUUGAUAAGUGGAAUAUCUGAACUGUAGGGCUUCCUUAGCAAUAUGCAACGCAGGUACUAUGAGAAGCAGCUCUCCAAACCUUUUGGGCUGAUGUGGCACCUGUAAUGAUAACUUGUUCUGAGAUUUGAUUAAAGCCAGGGGGUCAAGUGCUGUUGACCACGCCGCACCCGUUUGGAGGAGUUGUGUCCAGCAUUUUGAUGCUAAACUUUGUAUAAUUGCUACUAGAUUUCCUGCGGGGUCAAGUGAGGAACACGUGAGGCCUGGAGAGAUUCAGUAUCCUGGUUUCUCUUCGGCUAAAAAAAGAAAACACUGACCCGCACGUGACAAAUACAGAGGAAAGAAAAAAAAUCGCGAGGCUAGUCCGCAGUAAAAGUAGCACAUUAUUUAACAUUUGAUUGGGCCCGUCUCCUAUGGUGUGCAUAUAAGCCUAAAUUGUAUGGUUCCUGUUUGUAGCUGUUGUUGCCAGGAUGGCAAUAUUGCCGCAUGCUAGUGCUAUAUUUGUCUCUACACAGCACGUGGAGGGUAAUCUCAUGCCUUAACAGACAAUGCACUAAAUAGAAUAUGUAAGCAACUGCCGAGAUCUCUUUUCCAACAGUACUGCCACAUGUAUGGCACACAGCUCAUGACGUCGGUGUUUGUUGUCUGUUCAGUACCAAGUUAAAACACUGCCAAAACGAACAUCAUCACUUCUUUCGAAAAAGCAAAGGCAGAGACAUGAAUUGAAUUGUUUCAGUGUAAUGUAUGUAUUCAGUGAUCUAGCAUUCCUUCAUGGCACCUAAAUUUUACAUAUUUUGUGUAAACACAUAUAUCAAAUGCACUAUUGACUGUAGCUAGAUGAGUACAACCAGCUUUGUGGUAUCAUUGGUCUAAAUAGUAGGUUAAGUAGCUCGAUGUUGGUUUUUUGAAAUAUUUGAUUUCACAAUUACACUAUCAAUCGUUUCUCUAUCUUUUUUUGUUUUUGGAAUAACAAAAGGUAGCCAAUCUCAACGUGAUCCGGAUGAGGGCUAAUAACUCGUCCCAUUGUCAGUUGACUUCUUGUAUCAUAAGGUGUUUGAUAGCAGACCGGGCUCGGAAAGGGGAAGAACUUUCUCUCCAGUGUGUCAUACCGUGCUAUAGCAUAUAACCCAGGCUUCCUCCCCCUGUUGCAUUAGCAUCACACGCCCUCUUCACUGUCCAUAGUUAUAUAUUCCUUAUACUGCUUCUGCUACUCGUGGUGGUGCUUGAUUCUCUUUUCUCAGUCGGUUGAAAAAUUGUUGAAAAGUCGCAACAUUAUCCAGAAAAUGAGUCCUUAUCUCAAUCGUGCUUCUUCUUCUAGUUGUUAGUUUUGAAAAAAAAAAAAAAAUACAAGUCUAGGCUUUAUGUUUGCAAAAGUGUUUGCAUAUUUUCCAGAACAAAACAUAUUGAAAGUAGAUAAUAGCCUUGAGCCUGCAGCUGUUUGUAUUGUGUUUUCAAAUAUAUUACUGUUCAUGUUUUGUUUAUCUUAGCGUAGAGACACAGGGUCUACAGUACAUUGUUGUCCUUCUUGCAGUAUGUUUAAUUCAUCGUUAUACUUCUUUAUUUCAGGCUUCCUCCUGCUUUUUUGUUUUUUAACGGUGAUCAUAGUGGUGUUGUUUAUACAUACAUAGCUUCACGCGGCUGGAUAAAAGGAUAGUCAGUUAUUGAGUCAUAUUUCACAGUUGUAAUAUACUAUACGCUUAUACGCUUUGCAUUGAGAUGAAAACAAGGAAGAUAGUAAUGGUGAGGGGUCGUGUUGAGUAACGGAACAGGUUUCAUUUUAUUCUAAUAAGCAUGUGUCUGUCUUCCCGUUCGUCUCUUUCAGUCUGUCUCCACACGUUUUAAGUCAGAUUUGUUUUUAUUUAAUCGAAAAAGUCACAAAGUUAGAAUACGGAAAACACAUGGAACCGUUCAGAGGAUAAACUGCAUUUUUUUGGGCCUUUCUUCAGUACACAUAAGAGUGAAAUAAAUAACUUCUUACAGAUAGACUAUAUAUAUUUAAGUAUCACCAUCUCCACACAGAUGAAGAAUACAUUUUCAGAUAGUUUGAUAAAGCAGCUAGAGUAUACAGUACCUUGUGGGAUAUUGGGAAUAUGCCUAUCAAGUGCCUAUCAGUACAUACAGCAACUAUACAGAAUAUUCAUAGUUUUUCUCUCCUACAUUGCACAGAUACAGUAUAUACACAAUGGUCUAUUAAAAAAUAUACUAUUUAUACUAUUACUGCUAAGACCUGGUGGUUGUGAGUGCAUCCUAAGAGAACCCUUUAAGAAGAAAAACCUGAAAUGUUCUAUACAUAUACAGUAAAAGGCUACAUCCGCAAGUUUUAUUUUUUAUCUUACAUUUAUACAUCUCGGAGGACUCAAAGAUAUUAAAAUGCAAUCACAUGUUUUAUCCUUCAAAAGAAAUAUACAAAAUAGGUUUGCGUGGGAAAAAAAUACAUAUUUAAAAAAAAUCGAAUGACCGGUUCCUCUUUUUUCCUUUCAUGUUGCUCUCUUUCUCUCUCUCCCUCUCUGUCGGUGUUUUUUUUUUUUUUUUUCUGCCGUUUGCAAACAAGCCAUAUACUGUACUGUAUGUUUGUGGGGGGAAGAGGGCAGUGGCACUCUGUGAACAGCAGAGGGAGCUACACAUCAACAGGAAGAGGUGAAAGUUAACAUGCCACUGUCUGCCACAGUGAACGAAAAUCCACGUCAAAACUGGAUUUUGUUUUUUGAAAGAAUUGUUGGUGAACAUAACCAUUCUUCACAGUUUAAUGGCAUCUAUGAGCAUGGCAGUGGUUACCUCCAGUCACACACUGCUUGCAAGGCAGCUGCUCUGAUAGCUUUUGCCCUUUGACCUCGAUGACGGGCCCUUCCACAUGCAAGCCGGUGCCCAAUUUCCCCACAACGACCAUUAAAGUUUUAUCGUAUCUGUUUUUCUGUACAGCUUGAAAUUGUAAAGGGCAAGCAAUGAGCGACGUGAAAGGGAAGAGAGAGACGGUCAUUAAACGUUAGACUCACAGUAGAUAUUUAUAACGGCUACUUUGGAGGCAAAAUGAGAUUACGAAUUGAACGUUUUUUUUGGCAACACACACCCUCACACACACAAGCACACAGCAUUCGAAUGUCUUGGAAGUGGUCGGUUUAGCAACAUGGAAAAUGAAAUGAAAAAUAUAGUAGAGUGAAGUUUCAGGAUUGAGUGGCUGCGAGAUAAAAGGGUUUUUUGGGGGGGGGAUGGCUUAUUAUUCCGUCCCCUGUGGACUAAUUACCACAGUUUUCUCUCUAACCUUCUCCAGCCUAGUUACUGUGCCAAAUUUAGGGGGGAAAAAAAAGACACUUUUUUAAAAUUAUGCCACUAUUGUUAAAUUAGAUGUGGCGACCGGGCGGUGAAAUGAAAAAGGAAUCUUUUUUAAGUGACAACAUAAACUUAUUUUAACGGCAAAUGCGCGCGUCAUACCAAAAGCGAGUGAUUGCCUUCAUUUUGAGUCUUUAAAUCCUCCAUGAUACAUAGUUUCCGAGAAAAAAAUAGGAGAAAACAGCUAUGAUUAACAAAAAGCACAUGUUGAAGGCUUAGUUUCACACACAUUUAAUGUCAAAACAAAGCAUUGGUAAUAAUAACAAUAAUAUAGGCAAUGUGAUACAGCUAGUCCCUGUCAUCCAACACAGGCAGCAUCGGUUCACAUUUUUACACUCGGACUUUCAGAUUUUGAUAUUUGAGCUUCACACACUGACACACACACACACACACACUCACAGUGAAGCUGCUGUACAACACAGCUAAACUAAGCUAUAGAAACAUCUAGAUUCUAUCAUCACUUUCUCCGAACAUGCAGUUAUUACACUACCCAGAUGAGGUUUUUUCAAUAAAACAUCAUCGUCAGGUAUCUACCAUCAUCAGAUCAGUCCAAAUGAAGCAUGCAGUCCUGUCUACACAGCUUUUUUCCUGUGGUGGUGAGGGGGGGUUGUUGUUUUUGUUGGAGCACAAACUAUAUUUUGAGUCUCCCUCGAUAACAGGCUUUCUGUAUCCUUUUUUUUUCUUUUUUUUUUAAUCGCAGUGGUGAGGAGACUUGGGUGUGAUUUAGCCUCUGAAGACUAAACUCUUUGUGUUCGCGUUCAUCGUUUUUUUGGCUAAGUCCAGCUUGAUGAGACGAUUAGUUUAAAAGGAAAAAAAAAAAAAAGGUGUGCGGCAGCAGCAACAUGCAUUCCUGUUCAAGUCCAGAGCAUUCCAACUUCUAGUCUGGCAUUUGUUUUCCACACUUAACUAACCUAACAUUUUGGAGGAUUUCCAGCGCUUGAUUGUUUUACAGAUCUGUUGGACAUUUGAUUAUGUAGUAGCAAACAUUGCCCGUGACAUCAAAGUUUAGUAUAUUUCCUAACAAAUAGAUUCCUUUUUUUAAAAAGAAAUCUCAUCUCGCCACGAGAUCACAAACCUCACAAAGCCUUGAGCUUGUGCGGACCGGUUCUAUAGACAACAUGCACUAUACCAUCACUCUGUUUCUCUAUACGUAGGUCACCUUUUGAUAGUGCAGACAUGUCAAAAUAAAUCAUGAAAGAGAAAGCUCUUCUUCACCACGAUGUUGGUCACUGUCUCAGCCAGCACGUAGUCUGCCUGCCACCAGGGACACGCAGCAGACUUAGAUUAAAAACAUUUUAGCACUGUAAUGUUCCUACAGGGGCCGGUGGUGGUAAUUAGUCAAACGGGGCCAUGCUAAUCAUUAGGAGUCAAAUAGGGGGGGAAAGAAAUCUGUACUAGACAAUGUUUGUUUUCACAAACCAAAGAAAGGGUUAAGAUAAUUUAAGUUUUAUGGAGAAAAUGAUUUUGUAUGUGUGUGGGGUUCUUACGAUUGGGCUCGAUUGCUACAAGUUGUGUUUUGUUUGUUUUUUGUUGUUUUUCUUCUCAUUGCAGGGUGCUUGUGAAAAAUGCAUCUAUGUUUUUUUUUGUUUUUUUUUUGUCACUUGAUCGGUUGUUUAUAGUUUUUUUGUGGUUACUGGGUUAAUUUGCCUAUUGUAGACCAAAAUAGAUUUUUUUUCCUUUUAUAAGAAAUGCAACAAAACAUAAAAAUGAAUCUGACACAGUAGCUGUGAUGUAAACUAUCGCAUGUUAAAAGGUUGUAAAUGUUGCAUUGUUCCUCUGGCGAAAACAUAACAGUCAGUAAUCAUUGGUUAUGUCUUCUAACACACACAUUUAGCACAUCAGUGUAGACCUGUUCACCCACACACUCGGAUUAAAUAGUUUUGUUCUAGCAGUUUUACUCAAAUAUUGGCACCGUCUAAUAUUUUAAAGGCUGUCCCUGAAAUACUAAUCUGACAUUAUUGUGACUUAGAGUACAUUUAGCCAUUUAUACUUGAGAUGGACCAAGAUGUUAAGUUUGCACAUAUUUGUAGGUUGUUUUAUGAAGCCAAAAAAAAAAGAAAACGAAAGAGAAUAACGAUACACUCUCUAAGCAAAUGUCACAGUCGUUCAUGUUCACUGAACAAAAUACAAAAAAAGAAAAAAAAAAGAAAGCAUCAGAGCCAGCCAUCACUACAUGAUAAAAAUUAAUCCAAAACCAAACCCGUAACAUGAAUUUAGAUAUCACAAUGUGGUCCAAAUAUUUAUGAAAGUGAUUAUAUAUUUUUGUAAUGACGACACACAUCAUCUGCGAGCGGAAUGUAAACCAUUUGGCUAAAAAUCUGACAAUAUUUUAUUACUGUAAGGUCUCGGUGAAUCUGCUGUAUAUUUUUCAUCCUGUGUGUUUCAAAAUAGGAAAUUUGAAUUACUGUAAUUCGGGCGACGUUUUGUACCUUGGGUGAGGACAGAAUUUCUCAAAAAUCACAAAUAAGAAAUAACACAUGUCCUAAUCAAAGCAGCUUAGGUUGUUUCUUUUGUUUUUUCAUCUGGCUUUUCAGGCUUUUUUGCUGCCAUAUCUUUGUAUGUAGAUGCUUCUGUAAACAUGCACUUGAGUUGAACUAUGAGAUGUGCUUAUAAAUAUGUGUAUAUUUUGUCAGGCUCUUUUUCUGGCCUACGUUAGCUCGAUAUUUUAUUAUUUUUUUCUUCCCUAAGAAAUACUUCUCCUAUAUAGCUAUGAACUUGGCAGAAGUGGAGCUGUUGUAGUAAAGGUAGUUAACAUCACAACUAAGCAAACCCUGAAAUAUAUGCUGCAGUAAUGUGUUUUCAGUUUGUUUUUUUGAUAAUUUAUGCUCCAAGUUGGUUUGUAUUUUAUUAUUAUUAUUGUUAUGAAACAAGCUUGUUUGAAAUGUGUUGACUGCUGUUUUGAAAUAGGGGAUAAAGAUUCUUUCUUUCUUUUUUUUUCUUAAAUGUAUGUGCAAGGACGUUUUUUCUUUUCUUUUUUUGAUAAUAUGAUUUGUCAAACACUGGACUGGAGUGAGUUUUCCAACAUUUCCAAGUUGAGAGAUGUAUUUGACAGACAUAAACUGCACAGACAACACCCGUUAGCACAGAUGUGAGCUGACAGACAAAAAAAAAAAAAAAAAAGCACAUCCUCCCAGCUGUACAAGGGGGAGGGUGACUAACAUGGCCGCCAUCCUCCCGCUCAAAAUAGGAGUCAUUUUAGAUGUAAGAAGUUCAGACAUUUCCUUUGUGCUGGUUAAUUGCAUUCAUUGGGGUGAUGGGUUAUGUAUAAUAGGAAAUAUUUAGUAGGGUCUUUUUUUUUCUUCUUUUCCUUCCAAAUUCUCGCAUGGCAUCGACUGGUGACGGAUGAGGUUUUUUUUUUUUUUUUUUUUUUUUUUUAAACUUCCUUUUCUGAAAAAGAGAAAAAAAAUCUCAUGAAUAUUUCAGAAAAAAAAAAUAGAGAAUCGUAAAGGGAUACCACUCGACAGCUAUCCAGUCAUGAAAAAAAUCACCUGGUGUGUUCUUGCUAUGGUAGAGCAGAUAUGACAGUUGAGUCUCAUUACACCAACCACCACUUCUCAAACCAGAAAAGAGAUUUGCACUAGACUUAUUUUGGUCUUCUUCUAUCUAAAGCAAUAUAAUUCACUAAACACAUUUUCAAACCAUAGUAUGUGACAGUUGUCGUAAAAUGGUGAUAUUUGACAUGUUUUUGAUUUGUUUUUCUUUUUGUAUUCAAAGGUACAGAAUUGGUCACCUUUUUUAAAUGAUAUCCACAUGUUGUUGUUUGUAGCAGGGUCUCUUUCUUUUCUUCUUCUUCUUUUUUAUCCAGCAGUACCCAUGAGUAUUAGUGUCCAGAUUUUGAGGGGCAUUAAAAACUGUUGUUUCCUCUUGUGAUUGUUUUGGACAAAUCAAGCAGCUCUUGCAGAUCUGAAGUGAGAGACGGGAUGUAUGAGGGAUGGAAUCAUUUCCCGCGAGUCUUCAUCACGCAGCCGGCAACGUUAUUUAAAGAGAAACACAAAUACCAAAAGAUAAAACCCCAGCUUUGUCCACUGUCGUGCACACCUUUUCUCCUUAAAAAAGAAAUCUUCUCUGCAUAUUUGGUCACUUUGAGUGCUUUUUUCCCCCGCUGGGACGUUACUAAGAUUAAAAAGAAAAUGAAUAAAAAAAAUAAAUAAGAUGCUUUAAAGUGAAACAAUAACGCUUGUUAGAGGAAGAAAAAUAAAUCCGCACCUUUUUUCGUCGUACGAACACAGCAUUAUUGGCCACGUAUGUAGAGAAUCCACCAAAAUGUACCAUACCGUCAUCCUUUUUCCGCGAGGUCGCUCACGACAGCAGUAAUUACCGACCUUAACGUCGUUAUUUUGUUGAUGGAUAAAUGUAAAUUUUCUCUCAAUAAUUCACAAAUGGCAAAACUUCUUCACCAUUUUAUCUGGAUGUAGUAGCUUUUCCUGUUUUUCACCGCUUUGUGGUGUUGUUGAAAGAUGUUGCGGUUUGUCUAAAUAUGUUGCGUGUUAGAGGAAGCAUAAGUAUGUGCCUUCUUGUAAUCUCCUUGGUGAGCUUGUUAUUAUUGAGAAGCUGAAGCCAGCCAAUUGUGUUUGCACUAAAACCAAAUUGCUUUUGUGAUGUAGACUAUUUAAGCAAGCUUGUUGCGUCACUUUAACCGUACAGUAUGCAUGAGGGUGAAAUUGGUAAGUCUAGGGCUAGAGCUCUCAUCUGUUGACCUGUAAACCAGUGCAGCUUAGAGGAUCUUGUGAAUAUAUCUUGGCUUAGUUUCACAUUCAGUUUUUCAAAUUCCAUCUCCUUUUACUCAUCAAAGUUUGUCACAGUUUCAACGGUUCAAAACAACAACAACAACGAAAAAAAUCUAAGAAAAAAACGAGAAAAAAAAAGCAAAUAACACAUACCAUGAAUACAAUACAGCUUUUACUUUCACAUGCCACAGUUAGAGAGUUACACAACUGCAGUAGGGAUAUUCAUUUUUCUCUGAAUCAUGGGAAUGCAUGAGUAUACGAGGUCGCCUCAAGACUAUUGGUCAAAUUAAUUUAGGUUGUUUUUUUUUUUUUUCCUUUGUUUUUUUUUUUGUUUUUGAAAACUUGUAUUUAUUACAUAUUUUGUUGACAUCUAAGAAAAAGGCCUACAUGCUUUGAGUCUUACAAAUGCACCUUAUUCAUGUCAGUCCAUGUGGGGAAAAAAAAAGAAAAAAAGAAAAAAAAGAGGCUGGCAAAUGUAAUAUCUCUGAUUUAGCACCUUACUACACAGCAUGUUUUCACUUUAUGCCAGUUUAGCUAUUCUUCCAUAUGUAUGAGUUCAAAAAUAAAUAUUAAAAAAAAAAAAUCUCAUUAAUUUGUGAAAUUUGUUUCAUGGGAUGUGCCAAAGUUUGGAGGCGAUCUCCCAAGUGUUUAUGCUUAUCAUUUUCUUUUUUUUUUCUUUUUUCUCCUCCUCCUUCAGUUAUAGCAAUGGUAUGUCAAAAACUUUCCUAUAACAGUGUGUGGAAUCAAUUUAUCUCAGCAAACAGUAUCAUUACUUGCCAUUUUACAAUAAGCCCUGUAUUUCACAUAUAUUUACCAGUGAUGUGUAUUUGUUAUUAUAAAGAAAAUAGCCGUAAAAGCUUCAUUAUGUUACAUAAUAUUGUGACUUUUUUCGAAAAACUGUGAAGACUUAUCUUGCAUAUACUUUAUACAGAAGUAUUAAGCCUUAAUACAAAAGACUAAAAAAAGUGUGGAAGAAUAAACUGAUUGUUGCUAAGUAAGGAUGAUUUUUGUAAAUGUUACCAGCACUUUUUUUGUAAUUUUCACUCUCUGAGGUAUUGUACAAGUUCAAGCUGUUUGUGAAGUUUGAUUAUGAAGGAAUAAAAACUAGUACUUUCCUGUA
Molecule: messenger RNA, 14843 nt
Organism: Acanthopagrus latus (yellowfin seabream)
Lineage: Eukaryota; Metazoa; Chordata; Actinopteri; Spariformes; Sparidae
Gene: zbtb20
Product: zinc finger and BTB domain containing 20
Exons: 4
Coding region: 887-2932 (681 amino acids)
Biological process (GO): negative regulation of transcription by RNA polymerase II; regulation of cytokine production; regulation of immune system process
Molecular function (GO): protein binding
Source: RefSeq, a predicted model, not a curated record